AUGUCCGUCAUGCCCGACCCACAUGCUAAAAUAGUGAUACCGAAGCCAAAGCUUAUUACUAGGGAAACGGACCCAUUGCACAUAAUAAAGACGAGAAUAACAACACAUGGUAGACCUGUGAACAUUGCAGGCCCAAUGGUUCGCUAUUCUAAAUUACCGUUCCGCCAAUUAUGCCGAGAUUACAACGUCGAUAUCGUUUAUUCACCGAUGAUAUUGGCAAGAGAAUACGUCCGCAAUGAGCAUGCGAGAAUCUCUGAUCUUUCUAUAAAUGACAAAGACGUCCCAUUAAUCGUACAAGUCGGUGUGAAUAACGUUGCUGAUCUACUGAAAUUUGUCGAGAUGGUUGCACCUUACUGUGAUGGUGUUGGUAUCAACUGUGGAUGCCCCAUAAAAGAACAAAUUAGAGAGGGCAUAGGUUGUGCUUUGAUUUAUAACUCUGACUUAUUAUGUAGCAUGGUUCGAGCUGUGAAGAAUAAAUAUGGCGACAAAUUAAGACUUGAAACGAAGAUAAGGAUACACGAUGAAUUGGAUCAAACGGUCGAACUGUGCCGGAACUUAUGUGAUAGCGGCGUGGAUUGGAUUACGAUUCACGGUCGUACACGUAGAACUAGAUCAUCGCAAUCGGUUAAUCUGGAUGCGAUAAAAUACAUUAUCGACAGAAUCGCCGAUAAAAAUGUGCCCGUUAUAGCCAACGGAGACUGCUUCAAAUUAUCAGAUCUGGAAAAAAUCACUAAAUACACCGGGGCGUCAGGUGUCAUGGCUGUCCGUGGGUUACUAAGUAACCCAGCACUAUUUGCGGGGCAUGAUAUCUGCCCGUGGGGUUGCAUUGAAAAAUUCUGGUAUUGGGCUUUGGAGUUUGGCGGUUUGCCGUUUCAGCUGGCCCAGCAUCAUUUAUAUUGCAUGUUUGAGAGUAUGGAGUUGAAGAGAUCCCUUUUGAAGGAGAUGAUGAAUCUCAAAAAUUAUAUCAGUUUAAUAGAUUGGUUUGAUGAAAACUUCGACUUCAAGCGUCACGGCGAAGACGGAUUUGGUGAGGCUAUCGAGAUCCCUUAUAAAAAAUGA
Saccharomyces eubayanus is the source of this 1059-nucleotide messenger RNA. RefSeq names its product tRNA dihydrouridine synthase (gene DUS4). NCBI's taxonomy places the organism in Eukaryota, Fungi, Ascomycota, Saccharomycetes, Saccharomycetales, Saccharomycetaceae. The coding region runs from base 1 to 1059 and encodes 352 amino acids. Gene Ontology annotation, molecular function: flavin adenine dinucleotide binding; tRNA dihydrouridine synthase activity. The transcript has a single exon. Gene Ontology annotation, biological process: tRNA processing. The record is from RefSeq and is a predicted model, not a curated record.